This is a messenger RNA of Rotaria sp. Silwood1, 555 nucleotides long. The record is from the annotation of a GenBank genome assembly. Lineage: Eukaryota; Metazoa; Rotifera; Eurotatoria; Philodinida; Philodinidae.
AUGUCGAAUAUUCAAUAUGAAUAUGUUGAUGAGUCAUCGAUUGAUGAAAACUAUAAAUGUUUAAUAUGUAAUGAACCAUUUCAACAACCAAUAACAACAUCUUGUGAUCAUAGUUAUUGUCAAGUAUGUAUUCAACGUUGGUUAGAUGAAGGUUAUUCAUCAUGUCCUGCAUGUCGUCAUCCUUUAUCAAUUAAUAAUUUAAAACCAGUUACAACUCGUUUAAUAUUAAAUAUUCUUGAUAAAUUACUUGUUAAAUGUCUUCAAUGUGGACAAACUGGAAUUCAACGUGGGAAUUUUAAUGAUCAUAUUACGAAAAUAUGUCCAAAAGGAAGUAUUGUUUGUUCAGCAUCUGAUAUAAAAUGUCCAUGGUCUGGUCAACGUGAUCAACUUCAAAAUCAUCUUAUCGAUUGUAGUUAUGAACAAUUAAGACCAGUCUUAAAUUCACUUAUUAAUACAAAUCGACAACUUGAACAACAAGUUCAAUUUCUAACAAAUCAAGUACAAACUUUACAAACAGCAGGUCAAUCUAUAAUAGAAUUGUAUGAAGAAGAUUAA